CAAUUUUUUUAAUAUUUUUAUAUUUAUUUUUGUAGAUUCUCGAAAUAAAAUGUACUUUGUAUUACUAAAAACAUGAUUAUCAAAAUAAUAUCAGUCAUUUAAGCUUUUUGCUUAUAGAAUUAAAUUAAAGUAAAGGUGAUUUACAAUUUCUACCGAGUGCUGUAGGUUAUUGAUUACAAUUUACAAUAACAUUUUAAUUAUUGAACAAAAAAAUAAAUAACAUGUAGGCAGUAUUUCAUAUUAAAAUGCUCAUAUAAAUCAUAGAUCUGUUACUGUGUAAACCAUCUACCAAAAAACUUGUAAACAAACUUAAAAAAACGUAGGUAAAACUCGCUUCAACCUCGAACUCUCACAAGAAACGACCUUGGCAACAUGCAAACUGACGACGAAGCUCCCGUCACCAACCAGGAAGACAUCGACACGUCGUCCGAACAUUUAAAUAAAAGUGAUACGUCUAAAAAAUCCGACAGCGAAGACCCCAAGCCACGCAUAGUUUUAACCUUCCGAUCUGAAAAGUCCGGCGCUAAAACUAGCAACAUGAAAAUAGUGUCCACUGAAGAAAAACAUGAGGAAAUCUCUCCAAGGAGAUCCAGCAGGACUAGAGGUAGUAAAAAAGAAUCUGAGGAAGACAUGAGUAACACAAGCCACAUUGAAUCUGAAGACGACUCUCACGACAGCACACAGAAGAGAUCCACACGACGCAUCAGCAAAGAGUACUCUGAUGUCAUAGCAAAUGCAAUAGCUAGAAAGGAGAAAUUAUAUGAUACUAUUACCCCUAGCCAGAGGCCAUCACGUAGGAUUAAACCAACAGCUAAGAUUUUAGCCAACGAAGAGUUGCGUAUGGGUCUGGAGUCUCAGAAUAACACUCGACUUGGCGUACCUAUUGACAAAGUUGAGGAUGGUGUUCGAACAAGGAGAUCGGCUCAAGCCAAAAGUGUUGAAACUAAGCCAGCAGAGAAAAGAGCGGUGAAACGCAAGGUCAUUGAAGAUGCAGCUGCUGACAGUUCAGACAGAGAAAGUGACAGCUCCAAUAAGAAACUGAUGCAUUUAUGUAACCUUGGCUUGAAGAUGAAAGAUGAUGAAUCUAGUGAGACAGAGAACAGAAAAACAGAAAGUUCAACCUACGAGGCACCAGAUGACGAUGAGGAUGAAGAGGAUGAUGAAGAAGAUGAGGAAGACGAAGAGAUGGAUGAUGACACAGAAGUCAUCAGCAAGCUGCUGGAAGCGGAUGAAGCCAGUGCCAGUGAUGAAGAUUACUGCCCUGAAGUGUCAGUCAAGAAGAAACGCUCGAAGAAAAACUCUUCCCUCCCGCCGCUACGCCGCUCGUCGCGCAAGGCGAACUCUGGCCUGUACUACUACGACGAGUUCGACCAGGAUGGCUCUGGUGACAGCGACUACACGCCAAAACGCAAAAAUUCACGAUCUCACGACGACGAGGACACGGCGCAGCGCUCCGAUGACGGCGACGCUGUAGUUGCAUCUGAGGCAGCCAGCGCCGAGGACGCGUCGGACGCGGCGUGCCCCGCUGACUCGACUGCCGUGGUCGCCACUUGCCUCUGCGAAGACUCCACCAACAUCUACGCCGCUCCUUCUGAACUUACCGAGCCAGUGUUCUGCCAAGCUAUAGAGAUGGUGGACGGCGUGCGAGUUGGUUGCUCGCACGCGGCGGCGCGGGAGCCCGGCGGAGGCCUGCAGGCGAUGGGCCGAGCCGGGCCUCGCGCGCCCUUCUUCCUGGCCUGUCGACAGCACACCCAGCAGCUGGCCAAGCACAUGUGCUGCCCCACUUGUGGACUGUUCUGUACACAGGGCAUAUUCUACCAGUGCUCCAAGGAGCACCUAUUCCACCUGGAGUGCGGUAUACCGAGCGGAGACAAGCAGGUGGGCUGUCCGCACUGUGGCGUGUACUCGUACCGCUGGCAGCCCGUCAACAAGGAGCUGAGCCGCGUGCGCGUCGACAUGCACUGCACCAACAGGCGCGUGUUCCUGCCCGAGCAGAGGGAGCAGUGCACUCCAGCCUUCCUCGGCUUCACGUCAAUCUCUUCCUCACAACUGGACCAGUCGCCUUCGAUCCCAGAGGAUCUGUUGCCCUCACUGCCAACAGACUUGAAGACCCUCUUUGAAGGUGCAAGCAACGAUGGAAUGAACGACCACACCAUACAAGUAUUGUACGAAGCUAUAAUGGCAGGCGAGCCUGUGGAACAACUCAUACCGAAAAUUGUACGUGGCGAGCACAUAAACGCGCCGCUCGCGCAGCUGGAGGGCGGCACGUGUGCGCACGCGGCGGCGGCGCGCGGCCGACUGAGCGCGCUGUGCCUGCUACAGUACGCGGGCGCCAACAUGGACGCCGUGGACAACGCCGCGAGGACGCCGCUCAUGCGGGCCAUACUCUCGCUAUUGGAUAAAGAUACACCAGAAGAGGCAGAAGCUAUGGACGAAGAAGCGUGUGAAAAAGAAGAAGAAAAAGCUGUUGACGAAGACGUAGAAGUAAUACCGGAAACAGAAAAGGAUGAACAAAGCAUAACUCAGAAGAAUAAGCAGGGCGAGGAUAAAAAAAGUAUAGAAAAAGAUGAUAUUGAAAUAGGUGAUACAAAAGAAACAGACGCAGUGAAAGAUGAUAAGGAAGAUGUAGAUGAUGAACUUAUUGAUGACCUCAGUAAGACGAGUGAUGAAGAUAUCUUUAAAGUUAUCAAAUAUUUGGUGGCGGUUGGCUGUGAUGUCGACAAACAGGGUCCGGAGGGUAUGACGGGCUUACACCUGGCGGCGCAGCACGGCAGCGCGGCGGUGUGCGCACUGCUGCUGCAGGGCGGCGCGGCGGUGGACGCGCGCGACUCGGGCGGGUGGACGCCGCUCGUGCGCGCCGCCGAGCACAAGCACCACGCCGUCGUCAAGUUACUCUUAGAGCAUGGUGCAGAUCCAUCAGCUAGCGACACCGAGGGGAACCUCGCUGUGCACUGGUGUGCGCUGAGCGGCGAUGCGCGCUGCCUGUCGCUGCUGCUGCGCGCCGCGCCGCACACGCUCGACACGCCCAGCGCGCACACCGACACCCCGCUGCACGUGGCGGCGAGGGAAGGGCACUACGCUUGCGUCGUGAUACUGCUCGCGCACGGAGCUAAAACGGAUCUGGAGAACUCAGCGGGCGAGUUGCCGAUCGACAUCAGCAGCGGGCAGUGUCGCGACGCCGUCAACCUCAACAUGCAGAUGACGCUCGCCGUCCGGGACAAGAUGCCGCGCAGCCGGAUACUAUCCAGCGACAUAUCGAACGGGCGCGAGCGGUACCCUGUGCCGUGCGUCAACGAGGUGGACGACGCGCCGCUGCCCGACGACUUCGUGUACGUGUCGCAGCACGUGGCGCGCCACCACGUGCCGCUCGACGACACCGUCGACACCAUGCAGGGCUGCCUGUGCAGCUCGGCGGAGUGCGGCGCGUCGUGCGCGUGCGCCGUGCUGGGCGUGCGGCGCUGGUACGUGCGCGACCGCCUGCCGCCGCACUUCCCGCACCACGACCCGCCCAUGCUGUUCGAGUGCAACCAGACCUGCAGCUGCAACCUGAAGCGCUGCGGCAACCGCGUGGUAAGCCGCGCGGAGGCGGGCGGGUCGCUGGGCGCGCGCGUGUGCGUGUACCGCUCGGCGCGCUGCGGCUGGGGGCUGCGCACGCUGACGCGCGUGGCGCGCGGCGCGCUCGUGGCGCUGUACCGCGGCGAGCUGCUGGCGCGCGAGCUCGCCGACUCGCGCCCCAACGACCAGUACGUGUUCGCGCUCGACCUCAAGCCCGACCUCUUGGAGGAGUGCAGCGACAAGACGCAGCUGUGCGUGGACGCGGCGUGCUACGGCAGCGCGGCGCGCUUCAUGAACCACAGCUGCCGGCCGAGCGUGGCGCCCGUGCGCGUGUUCACCGCCGCGCGCGACCUGCGCCUGCCCAACGUGGCGCUGUUCGCGCUGCGCGACCUGCCCGCCGGCACGGCGCUCACAUUUGACUAUGGCGAUAAGUUUUGGUCAGUGAAGUCUAAAUGGAUAAAGUGCGAGUGUGACUCUCCGGAUUGCAGAUAUCCGACAAAAACAGUGGAAGAGGUUGACACAUGACUUGUUUAGAUUUAAGAGUAAAUCAUGAUUUUUUGUAAAUAUAAUUGUAUUUUUUAUUUAAUAAUUUUGUAUGAAUAAGACUGUUACAAUAAUAUGCCAUACAAUAUAAU
Molecule: messenger RNA, 4190 nt
Organism: Bicyclus anynana (squinting bush brown)
Lineage: Eukaryota; Metazoa; Arthropoda; Insecta; Lepidoptera; Nymphalidae
Gene: G9a
Product: histone-lysine N-methyltransferase EHMT2
Exons: 20
Coding region: 373-4080 (1235 amino acids)
Cellular component (GO): nucleus
Molecular function (GO): protein-lysine N-methyltransferase activity; p53 binding; histone methyltransferase activity
Source: RefSeq, a predicted model, not a curated record